AUGGUGAUGGGCGAGGUUCAUGUCCUUCAAGGAGGCAUGGGAAAUGGGCAAGAAUAUCUGCAGACCCCUCACAUCCUGGACUUAAACUGUUUCAACUCCUUCCCUCAAGAGGGUUUUAUAGCCACUUGUGUUACUCCAUGGAAUAACACUAAUGACCAAGAUUUAUCUACAGCAUUUUCUCAGAGAGCCUGCAAUGAGUAUACUUUUGCUGUUUUCGCUUCUCUGAGGAUGCCCCAGAUGCUUCUCAAACACUUUUUCACCAUAAUUUUCUUGAGCACAGCAAAUGGAAUAAAUGCCAAGACAGGCAUUAAAUGUGGUGGACUUCUGUCAGCAUCAUACGGCAAUAUUUCAAGCCCAAAUUUCCCAGGACUUUAUCCAUAUGAUACAGAUUGCACAUGGCUCAUAGUGGUAACAGAAGGAUCCUCUGUUCUGCUCACUUUUCAACAUUUUGACUUGGAAUAUCAUGAUAAUUGUGAAUUUGAUUACAUCAAGAUCUUCAAUGGGGUUUCUGAAGACCAAGGAAAUUUGCUUGGUAAAUUUUGUGGUUCAAGUUUUCCUCCACCAUUUAUAUCAUCCUGGAAUAUCUUGACUCUAAUAUUUCACUCAGAUAACCAUGUGGCCAGUCAAGGAUUCUCAGCAGUUUACCAAAAAGAUGUUUGUGGGGGUGUGCUCACAGGAUUGUCUGGAUCAAUUACAAGUCCUGAUUACCCAGAGAAUUAUCCCAACAAUGCUGAGUGCCAUUGGGUCAUCCAAGGAACAUCCAACUCCAUUAUCAAACUGAUUUUUGUUGACUUCCAGAUGGAACACAGCGAGCAGUGUAAUUUUGACUAUGUGGCCAUCUUUGAUGGGCCCACAAUGGAAGAUACGCUUCUCAGUUACUACUGUGGAAACACAAAACCUCCAGAGGUGGUAUCUUCUGCACAUGAACUGUUGGUUGUAUUCAAAUCAGACUUUAACAUUGCUAACAAAGGCUUCAAGGCAUAUUUCUUUUCAGGUGCAUGUCAGGAGGUAUAUACCGCUGUCAAAGGAAAUUUCUCCAGUCCUCAAUAUCCACACUCUUACCCCAAUAAUAUCAAGUGUCGCUGGACCAUCCAGUUGCCGCUAGGUUAUCGAAUCAAAGUUUUUUUCCUGGACCUGGAUCUCGAGGGACGGAACAGCCUGACAGAUGGUUGUGAUUAUGACCAUUUGACUGUGUUUGAUGGAAGUACUGAGAAGGCAUCUCUGCUAGGAAAGUGGUGUGGGAGAGAAAUGCUAUCUCCAAUUAUAUCCAGUAGAAACAACUUGCUGUUGGUUCUUCACACUGACAGGAAUACAGCCAACCGAGGUUUCUCGGUAGCAUAUUUUGGAGUUGUCCCUAUGAAUGUCAGCUGCACAAGGACAGAAUUUCAGAUCCAAAUCCUCACACAGUCUUUGGCUCAGCUGGAGCGAAAUAAAAUCUACUUAGGAGUCCCCUCCUGCCCUGCACAAGUGGUUGGCUUGACCUUUCGGAUACAUGCAAGAUUUGAAACCUGUGGCACAGAACCGCAAAAAAGAAACAACACGUCUGUGAUUGUCAGCAUUCUGUACAUUGACUUUUCCGAUGGAAACCAAGAGGAUAUUCAUCAAUACGAAGUGCAAUGUGAGCCUAAAAGGAAAGAGGCCCUUGUGAAUCUGAUCUCUGGCUCUAAUUCCUAUAGGCUGAAUCAGUAUGCUGAGAAUCUGGUGGAGUCCCAGCCAAAGGAUGUAGGCGUGGCACAUGUCUAUGAGAGCAAGGCUCAAGAUAGCAGUGACUUUGUCUUCAUCAGUAUCUGCGUCCUUGCUGGGGUUCUGAUGGUGAUUGCUAUUGUUGGGUUAGUCUUAUUAUAGGCAUCUGCCUCUUUGCUUGUACUCCUGUACUGUUAGAGUGGGGUGGGGUUUUUUUUUGAUUUAUUGGGGUUACAGUGCUUUCAGAAAGUAUUCUGAAUGCACUGUGGACCCCUUUCACUUUUAUCAAUUUUGUUAUGCUAUGGUCUGAUUCUACAGUUGUUGAAAUUCAUUUUUUUUUCUAAUUACUCUACACUCAGUACCCCAUAAUGACCAAGUGAAAACAAUAUUUUAGAAAUGUCUGUAAAUGUAAGCACUGUAUAUAGCUGCCCCUCUUACAAUUGCAAUUCUAGGCAGUGCACAAAGGAUUAAGAUCAAAUAGCAAUAGCACUUAGACUUAUAUACCACUUCACAGUGCUUUACAGCAAAGGACCCCAACCUUUUGGGCACCAGG
Messenger RNA from Crotalus tigris (Tiger rattlesnake), 2236 nucleotides. RefSeq names its product CUB domain containing protein 2 (gene CDCP2). The record is from RefSeq and is a predicted model, not a curated record. NCBI's taxonomy places the organism in Eukaryota, Metazoa, Chordata, Lepidosauria, Squamata, Viperidae. Bases 1 to 1845 code for a protein of 614 amino acids. The transcript is spliced from 8 exons.